Molecule: messenger RNA, 258 nt
Organism: Moneuplotes crassus
Lineage: Eukaryota; Ciliophora; Spirotrichea; Euplotida; Euplotidae
Source: the annotation of a GenBank genome assembly
AUGGAACCAAGGGCCUCUUGACAGAAAGAAUACACCAAAAGAGACCUGAUGCUCUGCCGAAGAAACAGAGCUAUCGUAAGUAAUCCUACAUGAACCUUCUGAUCAGUUCUGAACCAGUAUGAUGCGAUAUUAAGAGAGCUAUUUUCAGAAGAAUGAAGCGACUUCCGAAUUGGAAGCUUCAGUCAAAUCUUCAUUAAAUCCAGCUUGAUGCUUGUAUAUCUCCUGAAAUGAAUCAGGAAAAUAUUGUAUAUACUAUAA